AGCAUAUGUAGUAUACUAGUAUGUACCCUCUUCGAAGAAACAGUAACCGCAACCGGCGCCGGGGAACGUAGAAAAAACAUCGGCAAAACGAAUACGCCGGACCACGACAAGAAAGAAAAACAGAGUACCAACCAGAGUUACUUGAAAGACGAACAGAGACGAGAGAAAAGACCUUCUCCGAUCCGGUGAAGAAGGCAAUCGAUCAACUCAGCCAUCCCUUGCACAGGCAUUCGCUCAUCCCAAUCACAGCGUCGCCCAUGCCCGUCGUUUUCCACAGAAUCCGCCGCUAGGGUUUACAUCGUGUUUUUUGUCACUAUUAUUGAGGAGCGUUGAGCAAAAUAUAGUGAAGAGCUGUGCACCUGUGCUUAUUCUGUACCGUGCAGGUUUUCAGCUUCCACCCAAUGAGUAAUCUCUUAGCAUUCUACUCCUCAAUCUCCACUCCUGUCUUCCUCAAUGUAGAAUUGCCACCCAUCUCUCCCCCCAUUACUUCAUUCCAUUCUUCUUCUCCCAAGAAACCUACAGGAACCUCUGCCACCAUCUCCACAACCAAGAUUUUGGCGAGCAGUGUUUCUCCUCCAAAGGUAGAGGAGGAAGAAGAUGAUGUUGAAAUUGCAAAAGGGUACACUAUGACCAAAUUCUGCGACAAGAUUAUUGACAUGUUCUUGAACGAGAAACCCAAAUCCAAAGACUGGAAAAAAUACUUGGUGUUCCGCGAGGAGUGGAAAAAAUACAGUGGCAAAUUUUACUCCAGAUGUCAAACCCGAUCAGAUUCCGUAAAUGACCCUGCAAUCAAAGAAAAGUUUACUGCAUUGGCAAGAAAAGUUAAGAAGAUUGAUGAAGAAAUGGAGAGGCAGGAGGAGCUUCUCAAAGAGUUACAGGAUAGUCCCAGGGACAUCAAUGUAAUUGUUACCAAGAGGCGUAAAGACUUCUCUGGUGAAUUCUUUCGCUACCUGACUUUGCUGUCUGAAACUUAUCAUAGCUUGGAGGACAAAGAUGCAAUGGCAAGACUUGGAGCAAAAUGCCUAAAUGCAGUGAGUGCUUAUGAUAACACCCUGGAGAUUGUGGAGACACUCGACACUGCACAAAAGAAAUUUGAUGACAUCCUUAACUCUCCUUCACUCGACGCAGCUUGUGAGAAGAUUAAAAGCCUUGCGAAGACGAAAGAACUCGAGUCUUCAUUGACUCUGUUGAUAAAUGCUGCUUGGGCUUCUGCUAAAGACUCCACUACCCUGGGAAAUGAGGCAAAGGAUAUAAUGUAUCAGCUGUACAAGACCACCCAGAGUAGUCUAAGGACUAUGGCACCAAAAGAAAUCAAACUACUGAAGCAUCUACUCAACAUUAUCGAUCCAGAAGAAAGGUUUUCUGCACUGGCAACUGCUUUUUGUCCCGGCACUGACAGUGAAGCCAAAGAUCCAACUGCUGUAUACACAACUCCCAAGGAGCUGCACAAAUGGAUAAAAAUCAUGCUAGAUGCUUAUAACCUAAAUAAAAAUGACACUGAAAUCAGGGAAGCAAAAGAGAUGAACCAACCUGUUGUUAUGCAGAGGCUUUUCAUACUCAAGGAAAUUAUUGAAGAGGAAUACUUGGAGCGAGAAGCUGAUAAAGAAAACAAGUUAAAACCAGAAGAAGAGAUGUCAUAUGUUGAUUAAGGACGCAGUUUGUGUGAUUCUCUGAGCUUUCAACAUUUUCUAGGCAUUUGCUAAUUUUUAGUAUUAUUAUUCAGGACCUCAUGUUUUUUUGUUAUUUUAUUUAAGGACAUCUCAUGUCAAAAUUUUGUUGACUAGGCUACUUCUUUUAAGGGCUCAUAUGUACAUUUCCCAUCAAUUUCUCAUUCUAAGCAUAUUUGAUACGUAGUGUAUCACCAUA
Cuscuta europaea is the source of this 1866-nucleotide messenger RNA. The record is from the annotation of a GenBank genome assembly. NCBI's taxonomy places the organism in Eukaryota, Viridiplantae, Streptophyta, Magnoliopsida, Solanales, Convolvulaceae.